Pygocentrus nattereri (red-bellied piranha) is the source of this 794-nucleotide messenger RNA. It is a transcript of the gene ubald1b, whose product is annotated as UBA-like domain containing 1b. NCBI's taxonomy places the organism in Eukaryota, Metazoa, Chordata, Actinopteri, Characiformes, Serrasalmidae. The transcript has 3 exons. Bases 126 to 647 code for a protein of 173 amino acids. The record is from RefSeq and is a predicted model, not a curated record. Gene Ontology annotation, molecular function: protein binding.
UAUCUAGCUGUAUGUGACUCGCUCCACGAGUUACCGGCUGCACCGCCGCUACUUGUCCGGCAGUGGGCGCCGUGGACACCGACGCACAGGGCUGAACGUUUCGGUCACGGCUAGUAGGGUAGGGUAUGAGCGACUACGCGGAGUUUGACGGAGUCCGAGGAGAACCGUCGACACAGAUUGAUAGGAUGGACGAACUAAAGCACCAAGUUAUGAUAAACCAGUUUGUUCUGAUAGCUGGAUGCGCGUCAGAUCAAGCCAAGCAGCUUCUACAAGCGGCGCACUGGCAGUUCGAGACUGCCCUCAGCGCCUUCUUCCAGGAAGCUAACAUUCCCUACAGCCAUCAAAUGAUGUGCACUCCUGCUAACACCCCAGCGACUCCUCCCAACUUCCCAGAUGCGCUAGCCAUGUUCUCCCGUCUGCGAGCGUCCGAAAGUUUUGGCAGCAGUAGCAGCCCCAUCGCAUCCAUGGCUACCUCGCCACCUUCUUACGUCAACUGGGCCAUGGGCCCUGCGGCUGCUGCCGGGCAGCAGGGCCUGUGGACGGCCGCUCAGCUCCCUUCACAGGCCGCCACACCAAACUGGCCAGCGGCUGUCACCCAGCAAGCCUCCUCCGAGCAGCCCAGCCUGGCCAUGGAGGCAGAGAGAUGAGGAGCUGCUCCCAUUGGCCCUCGGACCACACAGGAUGAGGAGCACCGUCUGCUCUGUUGAUGAAUCUGACUGUGCGAUACAGCCUGGAGGAGGAUUAAGAUGGAUCGGUGAGGACAGAACACUGAAAGACUGGAAAAUAUGGAGGAU